AUGAGUGAUUCAGUUACCAUUAGAACUAGAAAAGUCAUCACCAACCCAUUAUUAUCAAGAAGACAAUUUGUCAUUGACGUUUUACAUCCAGGUAGAGCUAAUGUAUCAAAAGAUGAAUUAAGAGAAAAAUUAUCAGAAAUUUAUAAAGCUGAAAAAGAUGCUGUAUCAGUAUUUGGAUUCAGAACUCAAUACGGUGGUGGAAAAUCAACUGGAUUUGGUUUAAUUUAUCAAUCAGUUGCUGAUGCCAAAAGAUUUGAACCAACUUAUAGAUUAAUUAGAUAUGGAUUAGCUGAAAAAGUUGAAAAAGCUUCAAGACAACAAAGAAAACAAAAGAAAAAUAGAGAAAAGAAAAUCUUUGGUACUCAAAGAAAAGCUCAAAAGAAAGCUGCCAAAAGAAAUGCCGAAUAG
Messenger RNA from Lodderomyces pseudojiufengensis, 408 nucleotides. It is a transcript of the gene RPS24, whose product is annotated as 40S ribosomal protein eS24. The transcript has a single exon. Gene Ontology annotation, cellular component: ribosome. Bases 1 to 408 code for a protein of 135 amino acids. The record is from RefSeq and is a predicted model, not a curated record. Gene Ontology annotation, biological process: translation. Lineage: Eukaryota; Fungi; Ascomycota; Pichiomycetes; Serinales; Debaryomycetaceae. Gene Ontology annotation, molecular function: structural constituent of ribosome.